Molecule: messenger RNA, 1953 nt
Organism: Pipistrellus nathusii (Nathusius's pipistrelle)
Lineage: Eukaryota; Metazoa; Chordata; Mammalia; Chiroptera; Vespertilionidae
Source: the annotation of a GenBank genome assembly
AUGAUGGGUAUUGGUAAAAACACUACAUCCAAAUCCAUGGAGGCUGGGAGCUCAUCGGAAGGCAAAUACGAAGACGAAGCAAAGCACCCUGCUUUCUUCACCCUCCCGGUGGUGAUAAAUGGAGGCGCCACGUCCAGUGGUGAACAGGACAAUGAAGACACAGAGCUCAUGGCGAUCUACACAACGGAAAACGGCAUUGCAGAAAAGAGCUCUCUGGCCGAGACCUUGGAUAGUACUGGCAGUCUAGACCCCCAGAGAUCGGACAUGAUUUACACCAUAGAAGACGUCCCUCCGUGGUACCUGUGCAUAUUUCUGGGGCUGCAGCACUACCUGACCUGCUUCAGCGGCACCAUCGCGGUGCCCUUUCUGCUCGCCGACGCCAUGUGUGUCGGGUACGACCAGUGGGCCACCAGCCAGCUCAUUGGGACCAUUUUCUUCUGUGUGGGAAUCACAACUCUGCUGCAGACAACGUUUGGGUGCAGGUUACCCCUGUUUCAGGCCAGUGCUUUUGCAUUUCUGGCCCCUGCUCGAGCCAUCCUGUCUUUAGAUAAAUGGAAAUGUAACACCACAGAUGUUUCGUUUGUCAAUGGAACCACGGAGCUGCUGCACACGGAGCACAUCUGGUACCCCCGCAUCCGCGAGAUCCAAGGGGCCAUCAUCAUGUCCUCGCUGAUAGAAGUGGUCAUCGGCUUCCUGGGCCUGCCUGGCGCGCUGCUGAAGUACAUCGGGCCCCUGACCAUUACGCCCACGGUGGCCCUCAUUGGCCUCUCCGGCUUCCAGGCGGCAGGAGAGCGAGCGGGGAAGCACUGGGGCAUCGCCAUGCUGACAAUUUUCCUUGUAUUACUGUUUUCUCAAUAUGCCAGAAAUGUUAAAUUUCCCCUCCCAAUUUACAAGUCCAAGAAAGGAUGGACUGCAUACAAGUUACAGCUUUUCAAAAUGUUUCCUAUCAUCCUGGCCAUCCUCGUGUCCUGGCUGCUCUGCUUCAUCUUCACAGUGACAGAUGUCUUCCCUCCCGACAGCACCAAGUAUGGCUUCUACGCUCGAACAGACGCCAGGCAGGGUGUGCUGCUGGUGGCCCCGUGGUUUAAGGUCCCAUACCCCUUUCAGUGGGGCCUGCCCACCAUCUCUGCGGCUGGUGUCAUUGGCAUGCUCAGCGCCGUGGUCUCCAGCAUCAUCGAGUCUAUCGGGGACUACUACGCCUGCGCAAGGCUGUCCUGUGCCCCGCCGCCGCCCAUCCACGCCAUAAACAGGGGGAUUUUCGUGGAGGGUCUCUCCUGUGUGCUCGAUGGCAUAUUUGGUACUGGGAAUGGCUCUACUUCAUCCAGUCCCAACAUUGGAGUUUUGGGAAUUACUAAGGUUGGCAGCCGCCGGGUGAUCCAGUAUGGGGCCGCCUUCAUGCUGGCCUUGGGCAUGAUCGGCAAGUUCAGCGCCCUCUUCGCCUCCCUCCCGGACCCUGUGCUCGGUGCCCUCUUCUGCACGCUCUUUGGAAUGAUCACAGCCGUUGGACUCUCUAACCUGCAGUUCAUUGAUUUAAACUCUUCCCGGAACCUCUUUGUGCUUGGAUUUUCCAUCUUCUUUGGACUUGUCCUUCCAAGUUACCUCAGACAGAACCCUCUUGUCACAGGGAUAUCAGGCAUUGACCAAGUGCUGAACGUUCUCCUCACGACGGCCAUGUUUGUAGGAGGCUGUGUGGCUUUCAUUUUGGAUAACACCAUCCCAGGUACCCCGGAGGAAAGAGGCAUUCGGAAAUGGAAGAAGGGCGUGGGCAAAGGGAGCAAGUCGCUUGAUGGCAUGGAGUCCUAUGAUCUGCCAUUCGGCAUGAACGUUAUUAAAAAAUACAAAUGCUUCAGCUACUUACCCAUCAGCCCCACCUUUGUGGGCUACACGUGGAAAGGCCUCGGGAAGAGCGCCGGCAGCCGGAGUCCCGACAAGGACUUGCAGGCCACGGUAUAG